Pelobates fuscus (common spadefoot toad) is the source of this 2232-nucleotide messenger RNA. RefSeq names its product sterol 26-hydroxylase, mitochondrial-like. The transcript is spliced from 9 exons. Lineage: Eukaryota; Metazoa; Chordata; Amphibia; Anura; Pelobatidae. The record is from RefSeq and is a predicted model, not a curated record. The coding region runs from base 173 to 1756 and encodes 527 amino acids. Gene Ontology annotation, molecular function: iron ion binding; monooxygenase activity; oxidoreductase activity, acting on paired donors, with incorporation or reduction of molecular oxygen. Gene Ontology annotation, cellular component: mitochondrial inner membrane. Gene Ontology annotation, biological process: cholesterol metabolic process; glucocorticoid biosynthetic process; cellular response to peptide hormone stimulus.
GAGAGAAAGUCAAGGUUAAGGGCAGCUCACUGUAUUGUUGGGUGUGUCAAAUCUACCAGUGGGAGUUUCACAUGCAGUGUCUGUGUAUGUUAUAACAGACUUACAACUACAGCUAUGUAAAGGCUCUCCUUUCGCUUCAGCACCCCAACACAGCCAUAGGCACCCUAGAGCCAUGUUAACCCCUGCUUCCCUGCGCUGUUUACUGCCUCUUGGAAGAAAUAAAGGACUCUCUCUGCUGCAGACAUGCAGGAUCACUGGAACCCAGGGCAGACUCACAGCAGGGGCAGCUGCAGCUGGGGUAACAGAGGGGGAGAAGAGAUACAAGACAUUUGAUGAUCUCCCUGGACCCAACCUCCUCACCAGCAUCUACUGGGUUUUCCUGAAAGGAUACUGGCAGUACUCACAUGAAUUGCAAGGAGUGUUUAAGAAGAAAUAUGGCCCGAUCUGGAAAACCACUUUAGGUCGAUACAAAGUCGUGAAUGUUGUCGAUGUGGAUUUAGUUGAAACAAUCCUGAGGAAGGAAGGGAACUAUCCAAUAAGGAACGAUAUGGAGCUCUGGAAAAUAUAUCGUCGUAUGCGAGAUCUGGAGCUCGGACCAUUUACAGUGGAAGGCCACCGCUGGAAGACGUUACGGACCGUGCUAAAUACUAGAAUGCUGAAACCAGGAGAGGCGCUCUUAUACACAGAUUAUAUAAACGAAGUGGUUUCAGACUUUCUGCUGAGACUGGAUGAAUUAAGGGAGAAUUCUUCAUCUGGAGUCAUGGUGGAGGAUGUGCUAAAGGCAAUGUACAGAUUUGCAUUUGAAGGUAUAUCGUACAUACUCUUUGAGACUCGGAUUGGCUGCCUGGAGAAGGAAAUCUCACCAGAUACCCAGGGGUUUAUUGAUUCCAUUGGUGGUGCGCUUAAGUACGCUGUCUUGGUAACUUUCUUUCCACAGUGGACCAAAUCAUUUCUGCCCAUCUGGGAUCGCUAUAUAGCCUACUGGGAUCAUAUGUUCCACUUUGGGAAAGUGUUGAUUGACAACAAAAUGAAUUCGAUCCAGGAGCGUUUGGAUCGUGGUGAAGAGGUGAAAGGUGAAUACCUGACAUACUUGCUUUCCAGCGGUAAACUAACCGUUAAGGAAGUUUACUCCAGCGUCACAGAACUGCUAUUGGCUGGUGUUGAUACAACAUCAAACACAUUAACUUGGACUAUGUUCCUACUGUCAAAACACCCAGAGAUCCAGGAUCAGCUUUUUAAAGAGGUAUCGUCAGUAAUUCCAGGACGAAAGAUACCAACUUCGGAUGAUAUCAACAACAUGCCACUGUUGAAGGCUGUGAUUAGAGAAUCACUGAGGAUUUAUCCUGCUGUAGCAACCAAUUCGAGAGUCGUGGUCGAGAAACCAAUGGUCGUAGGAGACUACUGCUUCCCAGAAGGUACUCAGUUUACUCUGGGUCAUUACCAAAUUGCCAGAGAGGAGGCCAACUUUCCAGAACCCACCAAAUUUAUUCCUCAACGCUGGUUCCGAGACCAACGAGUAAAGAAUAACCCUUUCAGUGCAAUCCCCUUUGGGCAUGGAAUUCGAGCCUGCGUGGGGAGGCGGAUAGCAGAGCUGGAAAUGUACCUGGCGUUAUCUCGGAUAAUACAGAAGUAUGAGAUAAAACCGGACCCCAAGGGUGCAAAGAUCAGAUCCGUAGCAAGACUCGCCCUGGUCCCUAACAAGCCUAUAAGGCUGGAAUUUCACGUCAGAGAUCAGUGGGCCGCGCACUCCUCGUGAACAUUUCUAGAAUACCAGUUGACAUUUUUCUCAGAAAUCACCGGAGUUUUCCCAUUAGAUGUCACAGACAAAAUUGGAUGCUCAGUUUAUCCUUUGCAAAAAAUGUAACAUUCUAGCUAUAUAAAUGAACCUCGUAACCAGAAUGUUGCAAUAUAUCUUUUUGUCUAUAGGGAAUGCAAUGUUUUAGAUUUUUGUAAUUUUAAAAUCAAGUUUUCCAUGUUGUAACAUUUAAAAUACUUCUCUGCUCAGCCACGAUCAACACUUUUCUGUAGAGUUUUGCUUUUCUUCUUUUUCAAAUGAAAACACCUGUUAUCAAACAAUCAUUUCAACAAUUCCUCAAAUUCCCACACCAAAAUAAGUACAUUUUUUAGUCCAAUCAUAUUGGUUUCAAUGUAAAUGUUUUCUUUACAAGCUGGUCCUACAUGCAACGAGCUCAAAAUGUCAAAAUUCUACCUCUUUUGUAGCAAUAUGUCUGA